Messenger RNA from Entamoeba invadens IP1, 1434 nucleotides. RefSeq lists its product as hypothetical. The coding region runs from base 1 to 1434 and encodes 477 amino acids. The transcript is spliced from 2 exons. Lineage: Eukaryota; Evosea; Mastigamoebida; Endamoebidae. The record is from RefSeq and is a predicted model, not a curated record.
AUGUCAUAUCGAAUACCAAAUAACCCAUUUUCAAAUGGGUUAAAGUAUCUUAGAAAGUUGAGGACGGAAAACAGGGCGCGUUUAAUUGAAAAACGAAGACGUCUGAAUGAUUUAAAUGCUUUAAGUGAUACUCAAAACCAAGAAAUCACUGCAGGACUCGCAGUCAUAUCACAAGGAGAUAUUAACGUUGGGUGUUCAAUGAUUCACUCAGUGAUAGCAACAAGAAAUGUUCAGAUACCAGUACAACUCCAAACCGAAAUACUCAAAAGACUAAAUGAGGUGAAUCAAAUUAUUACCGUUGAGUGGGUUUUAGAAUUACUCCACGACUUGUCAAUGUGUUUGGAUGACACUUUGGUGUCAUUGUUGGUCUCAACAAGGCUCUUCCAAAUAUUAAAAGAGAACUGCUUCCAAACAUCAAACGUAAAUAGGUUGGUACUUUCCCUCAACACAAUGGCACUCAUUCUUCAAAACAGACAGAAUCUGAGAGACGAGUUUCUCUCACCACAACAACUGUUACAAAUUCAAAGCAUUUGCGCGUUUGGGUUGACAACUGAAAGCGCAGACAUAUUCAAAGCAAUUGGAUCUUUUCUCGCCGCGGUUGCGCACAAUUUACCUCCCAUUAGGGAAGAUGUUGCCAUGUUGGUGUACUCCCUAUCUCUCACUUACUUCGAACAAUCUUUUGGGGAUGUUAUGGCCAUAUUUUUAAUCGUAAUCAAAAACACAACGAAAAACUUCCCGAAAGUUAUUGAGAGUGCUUUAUCAAACGGAGUGAUGCAGACGUUUGUGAACGUCAUUAUGUAUGACAACGAAAAGUGCAAAGUUAGGGCUAUUAAAUUGCUUAGAUCGUGGUGUGGACAAACGGAUGAAAUCUGGAAUUCAAUGGACUCGGCUGUUUUUGUUAUAUUCUCUAUUGUCGAAUGCUCUGAAUCCCAGACGGUGUUUGAAGCUUUGAAGUUUUUGGGAAUUGUCUCGUCUUCUUCUGUUUAUGCCCAACGGCUUUUAAACGUGGUUGUAAGCAAUAGAAAACACUUGUUGUUUUUCGAAAGUGUGUUGAGUGGUAGUUGCCUGCCACUUUGUUUCGGUGCAAUCGAUGUAUUGUCAAACGUUUUUUACUGGAGUGGCGAUUCAAAAGGGUUACCACAAUUUGUUCGUGAUUUGUGCAAUUGCCAGAUCGCUGAGGCAAUUGCGAAAUGUUUCCAAAAAGACGAACUCUGUGAACACCAAGAAACGUUCAAGAAGUUGGUGUGUAUCACGAAAUCCAUUUUCGAGACUGUUGCGACCGAAAAGUGGCCAACACCGAAUCCCAUUGAUAUUUUUGAGAGCAUCAAUGGGCAAAUUAUGAUGCCCAGAAACCUCCGGCUUGACCAAGGGUUAUGUCAUUUGGUUGCUCGUGUCAAUUUGUAUAUGGAAAACAAAGAGGUGUUACUGCCAUAA